AUGCAAGCAUCGAAUUCGAACACGCUCAAACCACCGGCCUCUGACCCUCCAUCCCCGUCAUCGGAUGGCGGGGCAAAAUCAUCGAGGACGAGCUUCGAGACGUUCGCGAGUCUUAAUGCCCAAGGGGCGUUCGCCUUGAACCCGUUCCUCGGCAGUCAGCUUGGUCCCGCGAUUGGCCCAACCUUGUUCGCGUCGCUGGGAACGACAGAAGACAUACACCAUUUCGUGUUUCGAAGUGUCACGCAGAUGAUGGGAGACCAGUUGACUGCUGAAAGCAUUGUGCGAUACUAUUUCGGGACAGUCAACACAUGGUUCACCAUUGUCGAGAGGUCAGGGUUCGAGCCGCGAUUCGGGCAAAUGUGGACAGAGCCAUCCGCCGAAACUGGACUGCUAGCACUGUCAAUGCUUCUGAUUGUCCGGGCGCCGGAGGACACUCCGGGAGUGUCGAUGCAAAACAGCCUUUAUCAUUCCAUCAAGACGCUCUGCGGUCUCGUCACCGCCAAAGAGCCGCUGUCUAUACCCCUUCUCCAGGCGAACCUCCUUGUGUGCUUGUACGAACUCUGCCACUUCAUGCCACAGCAAGCAUACAUGACAUUGGGCUCAUGCAUCACGAUCAGCCGUGCAUUUGGCUGGCUCAACGAAUCUUUCUGGAGACAAGAUCAGUGGAUCGUCCGGCCCAGGGUGCUGAAGGCCUAUUCCAUCAUCUGGUGGUCUAUGAUGUUUUUGGAGAGUGGUAUACAGGCCGAGGAGCUCGGGUUUCCGCGCAACGUACCGGUGCUUGACUUCCAGGUCCCAUUCCCGGAACACCUCGACCCGUUUCUUCCCCUACCUCAAAACCAGCAAUAUGGCGGUACCACACAGAGGGAAUUGUUCAGAUUCGCGGACGAUGGAGAUGAUAAGAUCGACACCAUUGUCUAUCCCGAAGCCAAGUCGACUUCUUUGCUCAUGCAAGUACUGCAGAGAACAUCGGGACAAGGCAGUGCGGUGGGAACUUCCCGCGAGAGUCUUACAAAUGCUAUGAUGGACCAUGCUCGCCACAUCGUCUCAACACCGUGGAAGGACUCCAGCCGUUUUGCCGCUCUGAGUCUCACAUAUACCGCGAUUCUCAAGCUCAAUCACCCCUAUCUUGGCAUCGUAGGUCCUGGGGCGACAUACGACCCUAGGGAUGGAGCAGCGAUCCAGAGCACACUCCCCGUCAUCGAGUCGAUUUGCCACAGUGCAAGGCUCAUGAGUUCUUCGGGCAGCUUGUCGUUCUUGGGUCCAUUGGUACCCCCGAUGGCGUACAGCAUCUUCCUAGCCGCGAUGAUCCUCAUCAAAUUGGGAGACACAGCCAUGCACGACCCAGAAUGGCCGAGCAAAGUUCAGUUGCUUCGCAGCUGCCUCGAAAUGUUCGCGAAACGAUGGAAGAUUGCCGGCAAGUUGACGUUCGAGACUGGACAGCAUGGCCAAAGCUGA
Molecule: messenger RNA, 1455 nt
Organism: Diaporthe amygdali
Lineage: Eukaryota; Fungi; Ascomycota; Sordariomycetes; Diaporthales; Diaporthaceae
Exons: 5
Coding region: 1-1455 (484 amino acids)
Cellular component (GO): nucleus
Source: RefSeq, a predicted model, not a curated record